This is a messenger RNA of Helicoverpa armigera (cotton bollworm), 1650 nucleotides long. Its product is annotated as glutamine synthetase. Bases 146 to 1501 code for a protein of 451 amino acids. The transcript has 8 exons. The record is from RefSeq and is a predicted model, not a curated record. NCBI's taxonomy places the organism in Eukaryota, Metazoa, Arthropoda, Insecta, Lepidoptera, Noctuidae. Gene Ontology annotation, cellular component: cytoplasm. Gene Ontology annotation, molecular function: glutamine synthetase activity.
UCAAAAUUAAGUCAAACUCAUUAUUUGUUAUUGAUUUUGUGUAAGGUUUCUUUAGCCCAAUAAUUAUGCUAAAUCAAUAAAGUCGUAAAUGAAACUAGUUAAAUAGCAAACCGGCCAAGUGUGAGUUGCACCAGGACUUUACACAAUGUACUCAACGUAUGUUGUACGAGACAAUCGUAUUGAUAACAUGGUGAAGAAUGUGGGACGAAUACACGGUAACCCCCCAAAGGGACCAACUUUGAUGGACAAUCCUCUUGGAAAAUACUUCAGUCUCCCGCUUCCUGAUGACAAACUUAUAGCCACAUAUGUCUGGAUCGACGGCACUGGCGAAAACUUGAGAUCCAAAAAUCGCACGCUGAACUUUCUACCUAAAGUGCCUGAAGAUAGAUUUACAACCAUAAUGAACGCACGCGAUGAGAAAUUGAGGGAAGAAGCGUAUAAGGAACUGAAAUAUUCCGAGCAACACAAAUAUUUGCCACCGUAUUUUUCUCCAAGAAAUCUUGAAAAUAUUUUCAAAGUGCAAUGCAGACUGCGGGCCACCAGAAACAUCGGCGUUUUUGAUGAGAACUUGAAAGAUCUACCCGUUAUGUCGUUCAAUGGUAGUGCUACUCGACAAGCGAAAAGGACAAAUGCUGACAUGUACUUAUUUCCGCGCGCCAUAUACAGGGAUCCGAUUCACAGAGGACGAAGCAUCCUCGUUAUGUGCGAUACAUACGAUACGCAAUUACAGCCAACAGCAACCAACAACCGAGUCCGCUGUGCCGAGGCGUACCUAAAGUGUGAAGAAGACGAGCCGUGGUUCGGCAUUGAGCAGGAGUUAUUUCUGAUGAGUGCCGAUGACAUGAGGCCGUUAGGGUGGCCGUACAAGGGCUUCCCGGAGAGAUCAUCGCGGUACUACUGCGGGGUUGGAGCCGAUAGAACAUUCGGACGAGACCUAAUGGAAGCGCAUUAUAAAUGUUGCCUAUACGCUGGCAUACCUAUCGUAGGCCUCAACGUGGAAAUGGGUCCAUCACAAUGGGAGUACCAGAUCGGCCCAUCAGUUGGAGUGAGUGCCGGCGAUGACCUUUGGAUGGCUCGCUACAUCCUACAAAUUCUAGCCGAACAGUAUGGAAUCGAAGUCAGCAUGAAGCCCAAGCCACUUCCGGAUUGGAUGGGUUCUGGAGCACACGUGAAUUUUUCUACCAAACUAAUGCGCGAUGUUAACGGUAUUGUAGAAAUCGAGAAGGCUAUUGAAAAGCUGGGCUAUGCUCAUCAGGCACAUCUGAAGUUGUUCGACCCUCACGGAGGGCGAGAAAAUGCCAAGCGUUUGGUUGGUAGCCACCAAGUAGCUCAUGGUGAUGAAUUAACCGCUGGGGUCGGUGAACGAUUAAACAGCAUCAGGAUACAUCGGAACAUCGCUUUUGAAAAAAAGGGUUACUUCGAAGACCGUCGGCCUGGGGCCAACUGUGACCCUUAUGUUGUUGUGGACGCUUUGCUUCGAACAUGUGUGCUCAACGAAUAACUGAAACAUUCACAUGCAGGUGAUUUAAGUCAUUUUUUAUAGUUACUGAUGUUAGUUUCAGCACCUCUAAAUGCACUUUUAUAAAGCAUCAAAACUUUCCCUUUUUACGAAAGAGGAAAAUGUUUAAUUCAAUACAUUGUUUACCAAUA